AUGGAUCCUAGUGUGAUAUCGAAGUUUGCUGUUCCUGUCGUGGUCUCACUGAUUGCGUUCUUGUCAUAUUCUUCACAAUAUCUAAUCGGCAAGAUUGAGCCUGGGCCGUUGAGCCCGAAGGAAUCGCUCAUCUUCAACACACUGGUCGCAUGCAUAUGGCUGAGUUAUGUUCGUGCGUGCACAACAGACCCUGGACAGGUGCCUCCAGACUGGGAUCGUGAACAGCUUGAAGCUUCCAAUGCCAGCUAUGGAUCCGACGGAAGCAAGGCGGUGUCGAGACAUCGGUAUUGUCGCAAAUGCAACGCAGUGAAGCCCCCAAGGGCGCACCAUUGCAAAAUCUGCAAAAGGUGUAUCCCCAAGAUGGAUCAUCAUUGUCCUUGGACUGUUAAUUGCGUGUCUCAUUUCACGUUUCCACACUUUCUGCGUUUCCUGUUCUACGCUGUCUGUUCAAUGGCUUAUCUCGAGUACUUUUUGUACCUGCGAGCGGAUGUCAUUUGGCAAAAUCGGAUGCUACCGAGUUACCUAGGCCCAACUCUGCCACAACUUGUCCACCUUUUCGUUUUGAUCGUAGUCAAUUCACUUACAUUAUUUUUGGUCUCGAUUACCUUUUUUCGCACAGUUUGGGGCUUGGGCGGCAAUGUGACCACAAUUGAAAGCUGGGAAAUCGAACGACACGAGCAACUACUUCGUCGAGCUCGAGCUCUCGGCGGGUAUCUGGAUGGUCCAGAUGGUAUGAGAAUCAGGUUGGUUAGACAAGAAUUUCCAUAUGAUAUUGGGAUAUGGAAGAACAUUGUCCAAGGCAUGGGUACAGCCAAUAUCCUGGCUUGGUUCUGGCCUUUUUCUGCCACUCCACGGACGGAUGGGUUAGAAUUCGAGACCAAUGGAUUUGAGGAUCCCGGCACUAGUUGGCCGCCUCCAGAUCCUGAUCGAAUGCCACGCUUCAAUCGGUUCUCUGAGGGUUCGACUGCGUUUACGCAUGAAGGAGCGGACCUUUCCGCCGAGGACGAAAUUGCAGCUUUCAAACGGCGUCAACAAGCCGACUUCGAGCGACGGCGCGAAUACUAUGGCAUCCAACGGCGGAAGCCGUUCCACGAACGUUUCGAGGAUGGAAGCGAUGUGCCUGUGCAUGAUUACACGCAGGACAAAGAUAGCAGCGGCGAGGAGGGUUGGCAGGACUCAGGAGGGAACCGACUGAACGAUUAUGGUGUGGAUGAGGACGUGGAGUUUUACGACCAAGAUGAUGUACCUAUAGCGGAGCUACUGAGACGGAGAGAGCAUGGCACAAGUACCAUCGGGGUUGAGCCCUCUCACGGCAUAGAUUGA
Molecule: messenger RNA, 1323 nt
Organism: Exophiala dermatitidis NIH/UT8656
Lineage: Eukaryota; Fungi; Ascomycota; Eurotiomycetes; Chaetothyriales; Herpotrichiellaceae
Product: palmitoyltransferase
Exons: 3
Coding region: 1-1323 (440 amino acids)
Biological process (GO): peptidyl-L-cysteine S-palmitoylation; protein targeting to membrane
Cellular component (GO): endoplasmic reticulum membrane; endoplasmic reticulum; Golgi apparatus
Molecular function (GO): protein-cysteine S-palmitoyltransferase activity
Source: RefSeq, a predicted model, not a curated record